This is a messenger RNA of Rhizophagus irregularis DAOM 181602=DAOM 197198, 778 nucleotides long. Lineage: Eukaryota; Fungi; Glomeromycota; Glomeromycetes; Glomerales; Glomeraceae. The record is from RefSeq and is a predicted model, not a curated record.
UCUCUAUAAUUUUAGUAUUUUGGACAAAUAGUUGGAGUUGAUGACAAAGACAAAGAAGAAAUGAUUUUAAAAAUCAAUAAAAUCAGUAUAAUGAAAAGUACAAUGGAAAAACUUUUGGAUAAGAAAAUGGAAAAUACAUAUAACCAAAAAAAAUAUCAAUCGAAAAUUGAUGAUAUUUUUCAAGCACAUCAAUUAAUAUUUUCUGAUUACAAAAAAACUGAUAAGGAACCACAUAAGGAUGGGAUUGUGACUAAAUGGGUUAGUGCAAAAAAUGAAGAAGAAGAAUAUGCAUUUAAAAGCAUAUCUGAGGAAAACAAAAUUAGCGUACAAAAUCAAGUUAUAAUUCUUAGAGAACUUCACAAUUGGCAGAAUAUAAUAAAAUUUUACGGUCUUACUAAUUAUGAAAAUAAAUGGUAUUUAGUAACUGAAUGGGCUGAACAUGGAAAUUUACGUGAAUUUUAUACAAAUAAUAAAAAUUCAUUUGAUACCAAGCUAAAAUUACGCGUAUCCCUCGAUAUUGCUCGUGAAUUGAAUUUUUUAAGAACUGUAGAGAGCUGAGAAUGUAUUGAUCACAAAUAAUAAUACAGCAAAACUUACGAAUUUUAAAUUAAGUCGUUCAUAUAAAGCAGAUACGCUGAAUCAAAGCCAUAAUUUAGAACAGAUUCGGUACUGCGCUCCUGAAAUAUUACAGAGGACUCCAGGCUUCAAAUACAAUAAUAAAUGUGAAGUUUAUAGCUUUGGAAUUUUACUUUGGGAAAUUUCAGAAGAAAAAACUUCA